GUCACAUCGCAUCUGGCAAUCCCAGUCUAUUUACGUGACAAUGUUUUUUGUUACUCCGAGGAAAGUGCCUGUAAAAAUGUGAUUUUCUCCUGAUUUCGCGUGUUUUUCCUCUUUAUUUUCUUUCAUUUUGAGUUCAAUUUGAUUUUAUGCACGUGCAGAGAGUGCAGUCUUAAUGAUACCUGUGGGGAAAAGCAGAGAAAAGCUCUAUGACAUACUAACCCAGCAACACGGACAAUCAACAAACCAAUAGAUAACGACAACUUGUGACGAUAAAUGGCUCAGAAUAGCGUGGCCAGUCCGCCAAUGUCACCGCUAUCACCACAAUCACCGGCUGGACCGUCGCCGUCCACCAGCGGGGCGACCCUGUCGCCGAACCAGCUGAAAUUGCAGGCGCUGCGCCAGAGGAAGGCAGAUCUGGAGAAGAAACUGUCAGAGAGGAAUAGCCAAUUGCAGGAGAUUUGCCGCAAAGAGGCUCAACUGAUUGGGAUCUAUCCAGUGGCUAUUGAUGGCCAGCAGACAUCCGCCACACUGCCGAGGAAGAUCGGCACGAGCUUUAAAUUGUCAGAGAUUCUGAUCAACAACAAGGAGGAUGACGUGAACAAUCUGCUGCUGCAGAAGCAACUACAGCAGCAGAUCUGCAAGGCAUCGCAGAAGCUAAUGAGUGACACGAGUCAGCCGAAGUCCGUGCGACGCACACACAAGAGCAACUACGAGGCGGCGCAUCAGAAGCUACUGGCGAUCAAUCACACGCUGGCAGUGAUCAAGAGACGACAGUAUCAACAGCAUGCGGAAGAGAGUCCGGCGAUGAGGAGGAACAGCGUGGGCAGUGCGAACACACGCUCGAAGACGGCCAGCAUCAAUUCGGACAGCUCGGGCAAUAUCAAUGGCAGCGAAGGGGCUCUAAAUGAGGCCUCUGUCUAUCACCAUCUCCAUCACUCGCCCACGAAGAGCGUGGCGUCCUUCCCGGGCGCCGGCGUUGGCCUGCAUGGCAAUCGGAAGCACAGCAAUACAGCCCAGUUUUAUCCCACUUUCCAAGGCCUCGUGACGCCAGUGGAUCCUCAUGAUUUUUACUACAACAAUCACCACAUUAAGCACCGAUCGGCGAUUCUGCUGCAGCAACAGCAGCAGCAGCAGCAGAAUUUGCACUUGCUCUAUCCGGAGGAGCCGCAGAUCUUCCUCCAGCCGCCAGAUUUGUUCUGUGACCAAUACGUCGAGCCCGUGCGGCCGCCGACUUCAUAUCAACACCACAUGAUGCCACAGCCGGACUUCGAAAGCGUCAUGGGUGCGACUGGCUUGGGAGGAUACUGGGCAAUAAAUGAGAACAACGAGAAAGUGUGGUGUUCCAUGGAGAGAUUUUCGAGUCUGGACAGGAAUAAGCAGCAGAACCGCAUGGCGAAAAUCACACACAACGUCACGCCCACAAAGUCCACGAGUUUGGGCAACUUUGACUUCCUCACCAAGCACGAUGGCGACAAUAUGUCACUGUCGUCGCUGAAUAGUGAGAAGAAGCAGCAAUUGCGUGAGAAGGUGUGGUGUGAAACAUCUCUGGACAGUGUUGUGCUGAAGCCCAAGGCGCACACACGUCCAGUGCCACCGAUUCCAGUGGAGGAGCGUUCAAAGGAGAACAUUUAUCAGAAUCACAGUGAAAUCGCGGCCGCGCUGGAACGCUCACUCAGUCAGGCGCCCUUCGAUCAUCGCCCACCGCCUCUGCCGCCCACAUCCUCCACGUUGGCCAGGACGGGUGUCCAGCGAACGGGCUCCAGUCUGUCCAGCAAGGCGGCGGAGAUACGCAUUGAGUCGCCGAAGAAUGUGACGGUGGUGCAGCAAGCCAAAUUCAUGCCAUACAAGGAGGUGACGAAGCCCUUUGAGAUGUCUGAUUUCUACAAAUAUUCCACGAAGUUCCGCCAGAAAGUCAUGCUGGGCGAAGUGAAUGCUGUCGCUGAGCCAAGUGGCAGCGCCACAGACGCCCAGGGCAUCCAGAAGAGCGUCUAUCAGCCACCAAAUCCAUCCAUCUGCCACCCAAUCAGCUAUCAGUGAGCGCGUAAGACUUUUUUUUUCACUUCACUUCUCUCUGUUCGUCAUGUUGACUAAUGCCUCAGAAAAAAGGGGACUUUUUUUUCAUUAGAAUGUUAGCGCCUUUUGUACGUCUUUGGACUAUUUUUAGACACACUUUUGAGUAAUA
Phlebotomus argentipes is the source of this 2182-nucleotide messenger RNA. RefSeq lists its product as uncharacterized. The coding region runs from base 274 to 2037 and encodes 587 amino acids. Gene Ontology annotation, biological process: establishment of epithelial cell polarity. The record is from RefSeq and is a predicted model, not a curated record. The transcript is spliced from 3 exons. Lineage: Eukaryota; Metazoa; Arthropoda; Insecta; Diptera; Psychodidae.